Messenger RNA from Clarias gariepinus (North African catfish), 1114 nucleotides. RefSeq names its product microfibril-associated glycoprotein 4-like. Bases 90 to 872 code for a protein of 260 amino acids. NCBI's taxonomy places the organism in Eukaryota, Metazoa, Chordata, Actinopteri, Siluriformes, Clariidae. The transcript has 6 exons. The record is from RefSeq and is a predicted model, not a curated record.
GCUUAGUAUAAAAGAGACACGCAUCUAGGUGGAAGCAUUUGCUCCUCAAUCACUGGAAUUGUUCUGUUCUACACACACAGAGAAGAGCAAUGAGGGCCUUCACUAUGCUGAGCUGGUGCUUGCUCGCGCUGCUUCUCCCCUCACUCAGUGCUGCAGGUCCUGUGCUUCUCCUGCCUCAGGACUGUCAGGAAGUCUACAGGAGUGGGGUUAAUGUUAGCGGAGUGUACACCAUCUACCCCUCACUGUCCAAGCCUGUAGAUGUGUACUGUGAGAUAAGCUGUGCUAGUGAUGAUGAGAAAUUCCAUGGAUGGACAGUGAUUCAGAGGAGAAUGGAUGGAAGUGUUGGUUUCAACAGGGAUUUCGAGACAUACAAAGGGGGCUUUGGGGACAAGAAUGGAGAAUACUGGCUGGGUUUGGACAACCUUCACCUGAUGACCAACAACAAGCUGUAUGAGCUACAAGUUGACCUGGAGGACUUUGAUGGACAGAAAGCAUCUGCUGUCUACAAAGUUUUCAUCGUGGGCCCUGAAACUAACGGCUAUGUGCUUCAAGUUGGAAACUUUGUAAACUAUGGAGCAGGUGAUUCUCUCUAUUAUCAAAAUGGACAGAAAUUCUCCACCUAUGACAACGAAAAUGCUAAUUAUGGCUAUUACUGUGCUGCACUUUACCAAGGAGGAUUUUGGUACAAUGGCUGCUUCUAUGCAAACCCCAAUGGCUUAUAUAUGGGGAGCCCAUACAGCUAUUCUGCUCCUAACUAUUAUUAUUAUUAUUAUUACUCUUAUUACUAUUCCCCUGGUGUUGUGUGGGGCUCUUGGAGAGGCUGGAAUUACUCCCUUAGGGGAAUCACUAUGAAAAUCAGGCCUUUGUCUUAAAGUCAUGUAACAGCUGAGAAUUUUCACCCUGGAAAUAAAACACAACUGUAAGCUUCUAGUUUAUCAAAGUGAUUCUGUGUGAACAUGCAUGUCUCUAAUCAAGUGCAUUAUAAAAAAAAAAAUAAACAAUAAAUUUCCGCUUAUAUGCUUUUCUCUUUCCAAGUACAAGAUAAUAAAAUGUGUGGUGGAUAUUGUAUGUAUUUCUUAACCAUGUAAUUAAAUGUAUUCUAGCAGUACCAGUA